Tarenaya hassleriana is the source of this 3481-nucleotide messenger RNA. Its product is annotated as homeobox-leucine zipper protein HDG11. The transcript is spliced from 10 exons. Gene Ontology annotation, molecular function: DNA-binding transcription factor activity, RNA polymerase II-specific; DNA binding; lipid binding. Bases 1099 to 3276 code for a protein of 725 amino acids. NCBI's taxonomy places the organism in Eukaryota, Viridiplantae, Streptophyta, Magnoliopsida, Brassicales, Cleomaceae. Gene Ontology annotation, biological process: regulation of DNA-templated transcription. The record is from RefSeq and is a predicted model, not a curated record.
CACCGGACGGGAGAAUGAUGAAUCCACCGGAGAAAGUGCGUAAAGUCGCAGGCUUUAUCCAAUCUCCGGCGACAACAAGUCUCCGGCAACAAACCCAUCUCUUAAAAUCACCGGAAAAAAAUCUCUGCCUCUCUCUCUAGCUGUCUCUCUCACUCUGUUUCUUCUCUCUCCCUCUCUCUCUGACUCUGAGAGUUAGUUGUGGAGAGGAAAAAGAGUAAGGAAGGUUGGUUCGUGCCUUUCUCCCUCGAAUAUGGUGAGAGUACUUAGCAGUAAUGGAGAGAGUAGGAGACUUUAAAACCUCUUUCUCUCUCUCUCUCUCUAUAUAUAUAUAUAUAUAUUGGCUCUGUCAAACGCCAUUAAAACCCAUCAGUUACGCAAUUUCUCAAGGAGACAGGUAGGGAGAGAGAAAGAGAGAGAUUUGGAAUCUGUAAUGAAUGUGAAGGAGAGAAAGGGAGCACUAAUGGCGGCUUCGGCUUAGGUGAGGCUUUGAGGAGAAGGCUGAGAGGUAGACACAUACAUAGAUACCUCUUUGUUCUCUCUCUAGAGUGGCUCUGUAGAACGAAAGGGAAAUAAUUUCGGCUAAGAAUCGAUUUUUUCCCCAUAAAUUUCUUUUUUUUUUGGAUUUUGGGGUUUUGGGUUCGCGAAAUUCUUCCUCUGUAGCAAAAACUCGGAAAUUCUUGUGUAUCAAAUCUUUCCAAAAAAAAAGCCCUUUCUCCUCCCGAAAUCAUUGCCCACAUCUUUUUCUCAGAUUCUCUUCCGUUUCGUUUUCUCCCCUUCUUUUAAUCUCUCUCUCUCCCCCUCUCGCUCGCAUCCCUUCGUUUUCAUCAGUAUAUACUCUUUGGUUUGCUCUUAUUAGAGGAAUCUGAUAAAUUUCGCUUUUCUUGGGGUGUGAAAGUUUGCAACUUUUUUUUUUGUCUUUGGGUGCUUUUGUGGGCUGCGUUAAUGGCGACAAUGCAGUGAUGGUCCAGUAGCAGGUUGUUGGUUGGGGGUGAGAGCGAGAGAAAGUCAGAGCGAAAGAGACAGUGAGUAAGAGAGACAGAAAGGGGGGAAAAGGUUAUUUCUGUUCACCGUUGCUGCUAUCGUCGGAACAUUUGUUGGAUGAAGAUGGAUUUCGUCGGCGGCGGUGGCGGAAGCGGAAGUGGGAGCGGCGGAGACGGCGGAAGCCAACGCCACGAAGGCGGCGUCGGUGGCUCCGACGCCGAGCGGAAGAAGAAGCGUUAUCACCGUCACACCGCUCACCAGAUUCAGCGUCUCGAAGCAACCUUCAAGGAGUGCCCACAUCCAGAUGAGAAGCAAAGGCUGCAACUUAGCAGAGAAUUGGGUUUGGCUCCAAGACAGAUCAAGUUCUGGUUCCAGAACAGAAGAACUCAGAUGAAGUCACAACACGAGAGAGCUGAUAAUUGCGCAUUGAGAGUCGAAAACGAUAAGAUUCGAUGCGAAAACAUAGCCAUAAGAGAAGCUCUGAAGAAUGCUAUAUGCCCUAGUUGUGGAGGUCCUCCUGUUAGCGAAGAUCCUUACUUUGAUGAGCAGAAUCUUCGUAUGGAAAAUGCACAAUUGAGAGAAGAGCUUGAAAGAGUCUCGGGUAUUGCUGCAAAGUGCAUAGGAAGGCCGAUAUCUCAACUCCCGCCGCUACAUCCGAUGCAUAUCUCGCCUUUAGACUUAUCAAUGGCUAGUUUAGGUGGUCAAGGAAUGGCAGGAGGUCCUUCACUGGAUUUUGAUCUUCUUCCUGGAAGUUGUUCCAUGGCUAUUCCGAAUCUGCCAUCUCAACCGAACUUGGUCUUAUCCGAUAUGGAUAAGCCCCUUAUGACCGACGUUGCAGUCACGGCAAUGGAGGAAUUGCUUAGGCUUAUCCAGACGAAUGAGCCUCUUUGGACCAGAACAGACGCCUGCAGGGACAUCCUCAACCUCGGAAGCUAUGAGAGUAUCUUUCCGAGACCAAGUAGCAGAGGGAAGAACCCUAAUAUUCGGACCGAAGCUUCCAGAUAUUCUGCCGUUGUUUUCAUGAAUGCCUCUGCACUUGUUGACAUGUUCAUGGAUUGUAUCAAGUGGGCAGAGCUUUUCCCGACAAUCGUAGCAGCCUCGAAAACCCUAGCGGUGAUUUCAUCCGGAAUGGGCGGUGCACAGGGUGGUUCUUUGCAUUUGAUGUAUGAGGAGCUACAGGUGCUUUCGCCCCUCGUGGCGACACGGGAAUUCUGUAUGUUACGAUAUUGUCAGCAAAUCGAGCAGGGAACAUGGGCGGUUGUUAAUAUCUCGUAUGAACUUCCUCAGUUCGUUUCCCAUUCUCGGGCUUAUAGGCUUCCUUCUGGAUGCCUGAUUCAGGACAUGCCUAAUGGCUACUCCAAGGUCACUUGGGUCGAGCAUGUUGAUGUCGAAGAGAAAGAACCAAUCCAUGAGAUGUACAGAGAAACGAUCCAUAGUGGACAAGCUUUUGGUGCAGAACGUUGGGUUGCCAUUCUUCAAAGAAUGUCCGAGAGGUUCGCAUCCUUAUUGGUGUCGGGAACUUCGUCCCGAGAUCUCGGAGGAGUGAUCCCAUCAGUGGAUGGGAAGAGAAGCAUGAUGAGACUUGCUCAAAGAAUGGUGAGCAACUUCUGCUUAAGUGCCGGCUCUUCUAACAAUAGCCGUUCAACCGUUGUCUCGGGAUUGAAUGAAGUUGGGGUCCGGGUUACUGCACACAAGAGUCCUGAGCCGAAUGGAAUGAUCCUUUGUGCAGCCACCACGUUCUGGCUACCGAUUUCUCCUCAAAACAUCUUCAAUUUCCUCAAAGACGAACGAACUCGCCCUCAGUGGGAUGUUCUUUCAAAUGGGAAUGCAGUUCAAGAAGUUGCUCAUAUCGCAAACGGAUCACAUCCAGGAAACUGCAUAUCCGUUCUUCGAGCGUUCAAUGCGUCGCAGAACAACAUGCUGAUACUGCAAGAAAGCUGUAUAGAUUCAUCGGGAGCGCUGGUGGUUUACAGCCCGGUGGAUCUAUCUGCAUUGCACAUAGCGAUGAGUGGAGAAGACCCUUCAUACAUUCCUCUAUUGCCGUCAGGAUUCACCAUCUCGCCAGACUGUAGCAGCAGCAGAAUCGCCACGGAUGAUGAGAACUGCGCCUCGACGAGCUCGGGAAGGUCAUCGUCGGGGGGCGUUGGUGGGUCAUUGAUAACAGUGGCGUUUCAGAUAAUGGUGAGCAGUUUGCCCUCUGCUAAGCUGAAUAUGGAGUCGGUGACAACGGUUAAUAACCUCAUCAACACAACUGUCCACCAAAUUAAGACAGCCUUGAACUGUCCUACUGCCUGAGAGACUGCUCCACACAAAAAAGAAAGCAAUGAUGGGUCCCUCUCCCUCCCUCUCUCUCUCCCUCUCUCUGUUCUUGAAUUCAAUGAUGAGAAGGAAGACAGAGGAAUUAAGUCUUCUUCAAUGCUGGGAAGAUCGAAGAGUCCGUGUUAGUUGAGAGAGGUUCAAGAAUCUUCGAUGCUCUUUGAUGGUGUUUUUUUUUUCUUAG